Messenger RNA from Hippopotamus amphibius kiboko, 4881 nucleotides. It is a transcript of the gene ADAP2, whose product is annotated as ArfGAP with dual PH domains 2. Bases 75 to 1274 code for a protein of 399 amino acids. The transcript has 10 exons. Gene Ontology annotation, molecular function: GTPase activator activity; phosphatidylinositol bisphosphate binding. Gene Ontology annotation, biological process: positive regulation of GTPase activity. Gene Ontology annotation, cellular component: intracellular membrane-bounded organelle; plasma membrane. Lineage: Eukaryota; Metazoa; Chordata; Mammalia; Artiodactyla; Hippopotamidae. The record is from RefSeq and is a predicted model, not a curated record.
GAGCGCGCUGGUCAUGGGCGGCCGCAGGCCGGGGGGUGUCCGGGCUGAGCCCUGCUGAGCCCGCCGGGCGGGCCAUGGGCGACCGCGAGCGCAACAAGAAGCGGCUGCUGGAGCUGCUGCAGGCGGCGGGCACCGGCAACGCUCACUGCGCGGACUGCGGGGCGGCAGAUCCCGACUGGGCCUCUUACAAGCUGGGCAUCUUCAUCUGUCUGAACUGCUCCGGAGUCCACCGCAACUUCCCAGACAUCAGCAAAGUGAAAUCCCUGAGACUUGACUUCUGGGACGACAGUACGGUGGAGUUUAUGACCCACAACGGGAACCUCCGAGUGAAGGCCAAGUAUGAAGCCAGAGUCCCUGCUUUCUACUAUAUCCCCCAGGCCACCGACUGCAUGGUCUUAAAGGAACAAUGGAUUCGAGCUAAGUAUGAGAGACAGGAAUUUAUGGCUGAUGGGAAAACCAUCUCACCCCCAGGUAACCGAGAAGGGGUCCUGUGGAAACGGGGAAGGGACAACGCCCAGUUCCUGAGAAGGAGGUUUGUCCUCCUGGCAAGAGAAGGCCUCCUGAAGUACUACACUAAAGAAGAGGGCAAAGAGCCCAAAGCUGUCAUCAGCAUCAAGGACUUGAAUGCCACCUUCCAGACAGAGAAAAUAGGGAACCCCCACGGGCUGCAGAUCACCUACCGGAAAGAGAGCCACGUCAGGAACCUGUUUGUGUAUCACGAAAGUGGGAAGGAGAUAGUGGACUGGUUCAAUGCCCUCCGUGCAGCCCGUCUCCAAUACCUAAAAAUGGCCUUUCCUGAGCUCCCGGAGGCAGAGCUCGUGCCCCUCAUCACCAGGAACUACCUCAAACAAGGCUUCAUGGAAAAGACUGGUCCAAAGCAGAGAGAACCUUUCAAGAAAAGGUGGUUUGCCCUGGAUCCCCAGGAGCGGAGGCUGCUCUAUUACAAGAACCCGCUGGACGCCUUUGAGCAGGGCCAGGUAUUUCUCGGGAGCAACGAGCAGGGGUACCAGGUGUAUGAAGACCUUCCCAAGGGCAUCCGAGGGAAUCGCUGGAAAGCCGGCCUCACCAUCAUCACCCCCCAGCGGAGAUUCGUCUUCACCUGCCCCAGCGAGAAGGAGCAGCGCGAAUGGCUGGAGAGUUUUGGGGAUGUCCUCUCCCGCCCCUUGACGCCCCUCAACCUCCUCAGUAAGAUGCAGGGCCUGGGCUUUGUUCCUCUGGCCGAGGGCAGCAGGCAGAAAGGGGCUCCUUCACUUGGGUUCAGCUGGGAGCCCUGAAACUGGGGUCAUGGCUCUCGACUGCCCUCUUUCCAUUUCCUCCUCUUCCUGCCAAAGAAAAGUUCAGACAGUGCCCAUUAUUGCCAGAGAACCCUCUCUGUCCACGCUCAGUUCCUCUACUGGGAGCCUUUCUCUAGCGGCCCCUGGAGGAGUUUCGCCCUGGCGGAGCUCUCGCUUAGAUCCCCUUUUCUGCCCUGCUCAGUCCAGGAGCUCAGCAGCCUCUCUGCCCCUCCACCCUCUGCCCCGAGUCCCUUUUCUCAUGAGAAAACCCUGGCCUGUUAUUAAGGUCACAGCCGCUGAGCAGCUCCUGGGAUUUUGGAUUCCUCCUCCCUCAUAGAGGGAAGACUAUUUUUAGGGCCCUUCUUUCUUCUGGGUCCUCUCGUCUGUCUGUCCCUCUCCUGCUCUCCCCUUCACCCCAGAUGGGUCACAGGCAGGCUUCCCAUCUGCAGACAGCCCCAUGAAAGGAGGGGAGAUAUUCUGAGCCAGAGCAGGAAGCUUCUGGCCCGGGGCCUGGCUGCUGGGACACCGAGGAGGAGUUCUGUGUUUGGAAAAGUACAGACUGAACAGAUGACCCCGCACGGCCCCUUGGGAGGAACCCUUGUGCCCUUUGAGUCUGACCAGGAUAAACACAAACUUGCUUCACGUUCCAAAACCCCAGAGCCUCAGAGCCUCAGAAAUGGGCACGGAAGUUGUCAGUGAGGCAGAUGGUGCUUUUUACCCCCGGGGGCCUGUGUGUCUGGGAGUCUCUGUUUCUUUCUGUUUCUGUGUCUGACUCUCUGCUUUUCCCUCCUUCUCUGGUGUGUGUGUCCCCUCUGUCUAUCACCUUUCCAAUCUAUUUUUUACUCUGGUUCCCUCUGUCAUUGUCCCCCUGCCCCCCUACUGUUCCUUCCCUCCAGCGGGACUGCAUUGGCACGGCCACGCCCCCAGCCCUUUUCUUGUCCCCCUUGUAGCUGCAUCAACAGAGAGUGGCCGCAGCUGCAGGUGACCCACUGUCCACCCAGCGCACCUGGUGAGGAGAAGACGUUCUCACCUUGGCCUUGGGGGCCCUGCAGGAGUGCCCCCCAGUUGGCAGAUCACAGGCAGUAAACUCUGCCAGGACUGAAGCUUUGGCCUUAACCUGCCGGCUCCCUGGGCUUCCCGGCUGCCCAGCCCUGGGUGGGGGGCCUACGGAUCUGGCAAAUGUCCUCAGGGCCCAGACAUCUGAAAUGAAGGCAUCACAAUGGAAAGGCACCCACAGCAUCACGCAAGCGGCAUGCUUGCUGAAAACAAUAACAAAAAGUUUAAUCUGGAUCGUGAGGAGACGGUGAGACAAGUCCACGUGAGAGAAGUUCUGCAAAGCAGCUGGCUAGACUCUUCAAGAAUGUCAAUAUCGUGAAAGAUCAAGUAGUCUGGAAACUAUUCUAGAUUAGAGAAGACUAAACAGACAUAGCAACAAAAUGCAAUUGAUGAUUCUUGAUUGGAUCCUGGAUUUUUAAAAAAAUGGUUAUGAAGGAAAUCAUUGAGAUAACUGGGGAAAUUUAAAUAUGGAUAUAUAUUCGCUAGUAAUAUUGUAAGAUUGUGAUGAUUAUGCUGUAUUUUGCAGGAGAAUGCUCUUUUUCUCAGGGAAUACGUGCUGAAGUGUUCAUGGGUAACAUGUAAUCAUGUCUACAACUGACUUAAAUGGUUCAGCAAAAAAUAAGUAUAUGUGUAUGUGUGUACGUAGAGAGUAUAUACACAUAUAGUAUAUAUGUGUAUAUAUAUAUACACCACAUAUAUACUAUAUAUACACAUAUAUACACACAUAUAUAUGUAUACUAUAUAUAAACAUAUAGUAUAUAUGUGUAUAUACUCUCUACAUACACAACGUACACAUAGACAUAGUGUGUGUGCAUUUAUGUAUGGAAGACAGGUACACAAGUCUAUGUGUACACACACACACAGGGGGAGGGAGAGAAAGCAGGCCACUGUGCAAAAUGUUAGCACCUGAUGAAUCUAGAUGAAGUAUAGCUGGAUAUUUAUUGUCCAGUUCAUGCAAAGUUUCUAUAGAUUUGAAAGUUUUCAAAUUUAGAAGUUGGGGGAAAAUUUUUUUUAAAGAACAUCCACUUUUCACUUUUCAAAAGUAGUGGGUUUUCCACAUGAAUAGAAAAUGUUCCUGGUAGAGUUCUACCUUUGUGCACAUUUUAAAAGAAAUAAAAGCCCAGAUAAUACCCAAAACAAACAAACAAACAAAAAACCAAUGUCCCCAGUGACCAUCCACGCACUCUGGAAGGAAAGAAGGAAGCCGAGAAGAUAACUCAGCUGGACCCCACCCCAUGUCUAGCCCGAAUGCCAGGUCUGGCCCUGCUGCUAAUGAGACUGCUAGAAAACUCACUUCCUCACCUCUGUGCCUUGGUUUUUCUCUUUCAAAUGAGGAAGUUGUACUAACUACUGAAAUUCAAUGGAAGCAACAAGUAUUUUUGAGCACCUCCCAGGUGCCGGGCUGUGUGCCAGGCCCUGGGAAUAGGCAGGAACCAGAUGACGUGGUCCCUGCGGUCACAGAUUUCAGUCUGCUGGAAGGCAGCCUGUACACAAGGCAGCACAAUGAGGCCACUGUUCAGAAAGGGGAAGUGCAGGCUGCUGCAUGGCGAUAGGGUUCACCCUACCUGAGGGGAGAUGGGAGCCUCCUUCCUCUCCAGAAAGUGAUGUUGAAGUCGAAACCUUAAACUGCUUAGAGGUUCAUCAAAGGGAAGAGGGCCAGGAAAACACUGUAGGCUGAGGGAAGAAAAUGUUCAGAGGCUCCCAGGUGGGAAAGAGGAACUGAAAGAAAUCUCAAGUGGCUGAAAUGUUAGAGAAAGAGAUCACCCAGGUCUCUGCUCUGUGAUUCUUUGUCCCCUCCAGUGACAUGGAGAAAGACAUUGAGUGUUUUCAUUUCAGUGGAGACCCAGAGGGUUGAGAGGGUCUUUAAGAGAGUCUCUGCUUUUUAUGGGAUUUUCCUUUGACCCCCCAGUCAGAGGACAAGCAAUAUCAUUGGGGUGUCUUUCCUGAGGCUUCCUGACUGCCCAGAUGAAGACGUGGUUGCUUCCUCUUCCGGCUCCUAAACCUCCUUGAAAAUGUCUGUUUCAACACCUGCCGGGUUAUAUACUAAGGGUCAAUUUACUUGUCUGCCUUUUCUUUUUUUUUUUUAACACCCAUGAGCUCUGUUGGCUAUACUCUGCUAAGUUCUGAGGAUGACAAAAUCAAUAAAGGCAUUAUUCCACCUUCAAGGAACUUAUCACCCAGAGAGGAGGAAAGACAGAUAAACAGGCAAUAACAAAACUGCUUGAAGAGGCAAAUUGGGAUUCUCAGGAGCCCCUCAGAGGGGUAGAGAACAGACACAAGAGAUGGAGACACAAUCCCAGUGAAAUGGAGUGCCUGGUUUUGGUUGAUGUCUGAGGCCUGGCUGAAUCUCUGUCUUUGGGUUUCCCAAGGAUACCUCUGUACUCUUACAUUAAAUCCUCUUCUCCUCUUUGACUUGAUUGUACCAAGAGAUUUCUGUUACUUGAAUUGGUUCUAACUAAUGAAGUUCUCCAAAAGAGAUGAUAUUUAUGCUGAGUCCUGCAGAAGAUACCUGGGUUGGGGUGGGGGGGAGGCAGAGGAAGAGUGUGUGUAC